Molecule: messenger RNA, 4003 nt
Organism: Labrus mixtus (cuckoo wrasse)
Lineage: Eukaryota; Metazoa; Chordata; Actinopteri; Labriformes; Labridae
Gene: ddr2l
Product: discoidin domain receptor family, member 2, like
Exons: 20
Coding region: 411-3116 (901 amino acids)
Biological process (GO): cell surface receptor protein tyrosine kinase signaling pathway; multicellular organism development; protein phosphorylation
Cellular component (GO): membrane; signaling receptor complex
Molecular function (GO): collagen binding; protein tyrosine kinase collagen receptor activity; ATP binding
Source: RefSeq, a predicted model, not a curated record
CCUCCUCCUCCUCGUAUUCGGAAACGGGAUGUGAUGUAAAUACACAGAAACUUUUUUUUUUCCUUCCCUGCUCCUCUCUGCGGAGUGUGCAGAGCUUCUCUCCACCUCAAACACACCGCUGGAGGAAAAGUCGCAGAAAGAAGACGAAAAAAGACGUCAAAUGAAGUGAGUCAGGGAAUGAAUUCGGAGGUAAAGACACCGUCGCUUUUCUCCACCAUGAUCCUGUGAGCUCCUCCGUCUGUCUGCGACCGCAAACCUCCGAGCAGCCGGGACUGAACUCCGAGAAAAAACGGAUCCGAGCGGUGAGGAGAGAAGAGGAGCUCACCGCUGCUGCUGCUGCUUGUUGUGGAUCCGGAGGGAGCGCGCGGACAGAGAUGUAGCAUGUGUUUUGGUGAGAUUGUUGGACCAUCAUGCACCUCUUCCUGCUGCUGAUCCUUCAAGCCACAGCAGCUUUUGGACAGAUCGACCCUGUACACUGUCGCUAUGCCUUGGGCAUGGAGGAUGGUCGCAUUAAAGAUGAUGACAUCACAGCUUCCAGCCAAUGGUACGAGACCACAGGACCACAGUACGCCAGGUUGAAUCGUGAGGAGGGAGAAGGUGCCUGGUGUCCUGAGGGACAGCUGGAGCCUUCAGACAGUCAGUACCUGCAGGUGGACCUGGGCAGGCUGACUUUCCUUACCGUGGUCGGGACUCAGGGACGAUACGCCAGGAACUCUGGGAACGAGUUCGCCCGAGCUUACCGCCUCAACUACAGCAGGGACGGCCUGCUGUGGAAGUCUUGGAAAAACCGGCUAGGAAACACGGUGAUGCAGGCCAACAAAAAUGCCUACGCCUCCGUCAUCAACGACCUUCACCCUCCAGUCAUCACUCGUUAUGUGCGGCUGAUCCCGGUCACCACGUUGUCGACAACUGUGUGCAUGCGAGUGGAGCUGUACGGCUGUCCGUGGGAGGAUGGUCUUGUCUCAUACAGCGCUCCAGAGGGUCAGCUCAUGAUGCCGCCCGGUUACCCCAUCGCCAGCCUCAACGACUCCACGUAUGACGGAGAUCAUGACAAGAGGAGGCUGUUUGGCGGGAUGGGUCAGCUGACGGACGGAGUGAUCGGUAUGGACGACUUCCUUCUGACUCGUCAGUACCAUGUGUGGCCAGGCUACGACUACCUUGGCUGGAGGAAUGACUCGCUGGGAACUCAGGGAUUUGUGGAGAUGGAGUUUGUGUUCGACAGGCAGAGGAACUUCACCUCCAUGAAGGUUCACAGUAACAACAUGUUCUCCCGCGGUGUGAAGAUCUUUGCCUCUGUUUCCUGUUGGUUUAAGCCUCGCUUUGCUGGCUGGGAGGCGGAGGCAGUGGCGUUCAAGACGGUCUUGGACGACAGAAACCCGAGUGCCCGCUACGUCACUGUCCCUCUGAACCGCCGCACGGCCAAAUCCCUCCGCUGCCGCUUUAACUUCGCCGACGUCUGGAUGAUGUUCAGUGAAAUCUCCUUUCAGUCUGAGGACACCGUCCUCUCCACACAGAUGACCAUGGCGGUGACCUCCUCUCCAGCCAAUAAGGAUAGCACCAUGCCAACGACGCUACAGACAGCUAAUCCAUCCGCCAGUGACCCUCCAGAUGACGGGAAAACGCCCAUUCUGAUUGGCUGCUUGGUGACCAUCAUCCUACUGCUGGUCAUCAUCAUCUUCCUCAUCCUGUGGUGCCAGUAUGUCUGUAAGGUGCUGGAGAAGGCUCCACGUCGGAUCCUUGACGAGGAGGUGACAGUUCGGCUGUCGUCCUGCAGCGACACCAUCAUCCUCCAGACCCCCCCUGUGCCCCCCCGCUCUGGUCAUGCCUCCACAGGCCCCGCCAACACUGACCCUCACUAUGAGAGAGUGUUCCUGUUGGACCCACAGUACCAGAACCCGGCCGCGCUGAGAAACAAGCUGCCGGAGCUGUCGCAGAGUGCAGAGGCCUCAGCUCUCCUCCUCGGUAAUCCUCUCUAUGACCUCAUCCUGCUGACUUCCUGUUACAUGACGUCAGGCUGGCUGCGUGCUUGUGGAGGAGGUUACGCAGAGCCAGACAUCACCCAGUGCACUCCCCACCAGUGUUUCCAUAGCAACGCACCGCACUACGCCGAGACGGACAUCGUGCGGUUGCAGGGCGUCACAGGAAGCAACAUGUACGCCGUCCCCGCCCUCACUGUGGACUCUCUCACCAGAAAGGACAUCUCGGCGGCGGAGUUCCCUCGGCAACAGCUGAUCUUCAGGGAGAAACUGGGGGAGGGGCAGUUUGGAGAGGUCCACCUGUGUGAGGCCGAGGGUCUACCAGAAUUCCUUGGGGAGGGGUCGCCUCUCCCUGACAGAGAUGAACAUUCAGUGCUUGUGGCUGUUAAACAGCUGAGGGCCGACGCAACCAGCCAAGCCAGGAACGACUUCCUGAAGGAAAUAAAGAUCAUGUCUCGUCUGAACGACCCCAACAUCAUCCGACUGCUUUGUGUGUGCGUGUCGUCCGACCCGCUGUGUAUGGUGACGGAGUACAUGGAGAACGGCGACCUCAACAUGUUCCUCUCACAGCGGGAGAUCGAGAGCACGCUCACACACGCCAACAACAUCCCCUCAGUCAGUCUAUCCGACCUCCUUCACAUGUCGGUGCAGAUCUCGUCGGGGAUGAAGUACCUGGCGUCUCUGAACUUUGUGCACCGUGACCUAGCCACCAGGAACUGCCUGCUGGACCGCCGUCUCACCAUCAAGAUUGCGGACUUCGGAAUGAGCCGAAAUCUUUACAGCAGCGACUACUAUCGCAUCCAGGGCCGGGCGGUGCUGCCGAUACGAUGGAUGGCCUGGGAGAGCAUCCUGCUGGGUAAGUUCACCACUGCCAGUGAUGUGUGGGCGUUUGGUGUCACCCUGUGGGAGAUCUUCACACUGUGUAAGGAGCAGCCCUACAGCCUGCUGUCUGACGAACAGGUCAUAGAGAACACUGGCGAGUUCUUCAGGAACCAGGGCAGACAGAUCUUUCUUUACGGCCCUCCACUCUGCCCACCUUCACUCUUCGAGCUGAUGAUGCGCUGUUGGAGCCGAGACAUACCGGACCGACCCACCUUUGAGGGACUCUACCAGGCCCUGAGGCCCCACGUCAACCAGUGAGCCGAGGCCUGGAGGACGUACCACUCAGGGUCUCAUUCAUGGUGGGUUUGUUCAUCUUUGGACUCCUGUAAGAAGACAAACUGACACGAGAGGACAGAGGACUGGAAUUGCGUUGCGAGAGAGUUGCUGUCAUGAAGAAUGAAAUAACUGUGGUCCGAUGGAUGGUUUACAUUGUGGUAACAACGGCGCUCUAUUCUGCAAGACACGAUGUAGAAGAGAGACGGCUGGUCGACUUAUUGGAGAAGCUUCCUGUGACUCAAAAUGUUUAAAUCAAAACCUUUUUUCAGUCGAUAGUGAACAAAGAUUUUUAAGCUUUUGAAGAUUUCUAUCAUUUGUGAUUUCACAGUACUAUCUUUUGUAAGCCCUCUUGACCAAAAUGUCUUGUUUGACCUUUUCACUUAACUUUCUUUCUGUCCUAAACUUUGUUUUUUCCUCGCUUUGGCUUUUUAAAGAAGCCAAAAACUGGACGGACUCUUCAUCAUGGUAGUUUCUCCUUUCCCUGUGGUUUUUAUUGUUAAUGUAAAGCACUGUCUGUGUCUCUCAGUUAUUCAUGUUCUUAUAUUAACCCACACUGGAGCUAGGGCUAGGGUCAAAUUGUAGAGUAGUUGUAUUUUUUAGAUUUUAAUUCUAUUUUAUUGUUCUGGUUUUUACAGUAUUUCAUAUUUGUUGGUCUUGGAUGUUGAUAUGAAUGUUGUUCAGCUGAGGUUCACGUUAAGGUGCCGGGAGGCUGCGUUGAAACCUGUGGGGUUCACGGACUGAAAAUCAGUCUGAUAAUCGUGGGUGACUGUCUCGAUUCUCGAUAUUGAAACCAAUAAGUAAAAUGUGUUGUGCCUUUUUUGUUGCCAAAGAGAAAUAAAGUAUGUAAGUAAUAAAAAAUUGUAAAACCA